Messenger RNA from Gongylonema pulchrum, 774 nucleotides. The record is from the annotation of a GenBank genome assembly. NCBI's taxonomy places the organism in Eukaryota, Metazoa, Nematoda, Chromadorea, Rhabditida, Gongylonematidae.
AUGCAUCUUGGAAAAGUCAGGGAUUGUGAAUUUGUUAAUACAGUGCAGUCGUUCAGACGCGAUGAAAUCAUCCGAAAAUAUCCGCAAAUAAAAAAUUGCUUCGGUAUCGAUCCCUCAUUUAAAUACGUCGUCGUCUCAAUGGUCAUCGCACAGUUCGUCAAUGCCUGGAUGCUCCGAGGCCAGCAUUUUCACCCGUUCCUGCCUUUAAUUAACGCGAUGUGUUUAGAUGCGGACUGGCUUCUCAUAUGUUUGCAAGCGUAUUUUGUUGGUGGUACAAUAGGUCAUUCGCUUACGCUUGCUGUUCAUGAAAUCUCUCACAAUAUGGCAUUUGGUUGCGCUCGACCACUUGCGAACCGCUUAUUUGGAUUUGUUGCGAAUAUGCCGAUGUUGGUGCCGAUGUCAGUGUCGUUUAAAAAGUAUCACCAGGAGCAUCAUCGUUACAUGGGAGAAGAAAUCCUGGACACUGAUAUUCCAACAGAUUUUGAAGCACGAUAUUUUAAGCACACAUUUGGAAAACUGAUUUGGGUACUUCUCCAACCAUUUUUCUACGCUUGCCGUCCGUUUUUAAUUUAUCCGAAGGCUGUAACGGAUUUGGAGAUCCUCAAUGCAAUAUUUCAAAUUACGGUUGAUUGUGUCGUUAUCAGUUUUUUUGGUUGGAAAGCAGUUGCAUAUCUUCUUGGCGGAUUUUUUGUUGGCUCAGGUGCUCAUCCUUUAGCGAGUCACUACAUUUCUGAUCACUAUGUUUUCAAGCGUGGUCAAGAGACCUACAGGUAA